Molecule: messenger RNA, 2613 nt
Organism: Zasmidium cellare ATCC 36951
Lineage: Eukaryota; Fungi; Ascomycota; Dothideomycetes; Mycosphaerellales; Mycosphaerellaceae
Exons: 2
Coding region: 1-2613 (870 amino acids)
Biological process (GO): telomere maintenance via telomerase
Cellular component (GO): chromosome, telomeric region; telomerase holoenzyme complex
Molecular function (GO): telomeric repeat DNA binding
Source: RefSeq, a predicted model, not a curated record
AUGGUGAAGAAAUCACCUACACCAUGGCUCGCAGAUUUCGUCUCGGCGGAGAUUAGACAGGUCAUAGACUGGAAGAGGACGCUCAGCGACAACAUCAAGCCUGACCCCGACUCGCGAUUCGACGACGAUGGAAGCAAUUUUCGGAGUGUGGCGACUGAUCUGCCCACUCACUGCUCGCUUCAACUCAUCGAGGUAAUAUUGGCCAAACAGCAACCUACAGUGGUUGUCUCGGAUGGACAUACGCGAAUCAAAGCGCGUCUAUCGCAAGACGCUGUUGCUGUGUUGGAGGAUGAAGCUGGGGCAAAGUUUACCAAGGACAUGUUGAACGAUGUUUUUCAGCCAGCAUUGCUCACUGUCAUAAGUACCCCUCUGGGUACUCCGGACGGAUUUAUCCAGCUUUACAUUGAUGGAAUCGAAUAUGAGCAUCACCUCCGACGCAGCGAAGGCCAGCCGUCACCAAUCGAAGAGAACGAAAACAUUCAGAUUCUUCUUGACGACAUCAGAAAGAUACGAUGCGCAGGCUUGCCAUCCAGUGACCCACACGACUUCGAGCCAGCAGGAUUGGACAAACCAGCAUUCGACUCACCGAGGUCAACCAUCAGUCAACAACUCCAUAAGCCUACCAGACUGCCAACUAAGGCGGCAAGUGCCAGAGAUUCGGCACCCAAGAGUUCGCCCGCUUCACGCAUCAACGAUAACCAGAUUUCAAACUGGGCAAUUCAGACCCAACGGGUCAUGAGUAGAAAGAAGGCCGGACCAAACCUAGACAGAGAUGGCUUCGAAGUCGAAUCUGGCCUCAAUCUUGAUCGCCCAUUGCAGGUAGCUUCCAACAAUGCGCCAGACACUAACGCAGGCAGAAGUGCACUGGCCCCCAAUGCGCAAAGUGACCACGUUCUCGGCUUGCUCGGUGGGAGGACUGGAGGGAAACGCUCGAGAGAAGAAUCUCCGCCGUUGCAUCGCAGCCCUGUCGUCGUCGCUGAGAGUCCGUCGAACGUUAUCCAGGGGGAUGACGGCGCUAGCCGUACAAUUACGGCCUUAGGGAAAGACACACCAAACUUGUCAAGUACGGCGCCUCCUUCGGCGCAACCGCCGCCUAAGCAAACGCAAGCCUCGUUGAGAUCAAGCGGGAAUGCAAGUGUUCCAUACGGUCGAAGGAAGAUACCGGUCAAUCAGUGGAACCUCCUGGAUCGAAAGGAUUCCUGGUUACCGUCGAUGCCUGGACAGUCGUUUCCGUCCCCAAACGUUCCCAUCGAGUUGCUCACCAAGUGGAAUGCUCUUAUGAAGAAUGCCCCUGAAAGUCUGCGAAUGUCCCAAGCCACAGAUACUGCAGAAGCUGUGCCUGAUGAUGAGGUUGACUCGAGUGGAGAAGAAUCUGAAGAUGACUCAGAUUCGGUCAAAGAAUUUGGGCCUUCUCAAUGGGGUUCAUCGCCGCCAGCAAGAGCAGUGGAGCUUCCACCUGAUAGCUCCUUCGAGAGCGUGGUUCGUGGAUCGCAGCAGGAUGAACUGCGAGUUGCACCUCCACGUGCUAUGCCAACAGCGAGAACGGUGGCGUCUGCGGCUACGCUGAGAAAUCCACCGCCACCAAAGCCAGCUGGCUCUGCAUCUCGAGAAGAAUACGGCUCCUGGGAGAGAUCUGCUAGGCCGCACGACCCUACUCCCCCUCCACGAGGACCACGAUCAUCUCAAGAAAACCUCCACUCUUGGGAGAGAUCUGCUAGGCGAGACGGCCCUAUUCACCCUCCACGAGGACCACGGUCGUCUCGAGAAGACCACGGCUCCUGGGAGAGAUCUGCUAUGCGAGACGACGCUGGACACCCUUCACGAGGGCCACGGUCGUACCUGGCGGAGUUCUCAUCGCCGGCCAGAUCGCAGCCUACCAGACCUAGUCAAACAAGAUCCCAAGAUCAGUCAUCCCGAUUUGAGAGACGUUCACCUCGACGCUUGCACGGCGAUGACGCGGCAACGAUCUACGACGGUUCGGGAUCGCGACCGCCGUGGAGCCUUCGAGAGAAACGGCCGUCUUCUGCACACUCGCCGCAACGACGACCUUCGUCACAGGUGAUGCCUGACAGAACGAUUGACCAAUCUCCGCGGCGAUCUAUUGCAGGCCGGUCUCCAUCUGGAGUAUGGACGACGACACAGACCGGCGAGGAAUCGCCGAGGCGCCCAGCGGUGAAUGGCAAUGCUAUGUCACCACCGACUGGCCCACGAGCGAUGCAAACGCCAUCCCGAACCUCUAUACCUCAAUCGCAGCUUUCUGUGGACAGGUCGGCAAGAGCCUCGCCGUUUCCCAAUGUGCCCAUGGUAGGGCGGCGCAAGUCGGGGGCACCGCCUCACUCUUCUCCACGGGAACCAAGAGCAGACAAUCCAAACGGCCAUGUCUCCCGCAAUGACAACCUGAAUAAGCCUGAGGAAUCUCGACCACCAACAUCCUCUCAUCGUAGCGUAACACCAGGCACCCAAAUGGCAGAACCCCCCUCUCGUCCUGCCAAGGAUGCGUAUGACGACCGCCCCGUUGGAACCCAUGAGCCUCCGAGAGAGCAACACCCUGACGAACGCUAUCGCGAAGUCCGCCGAGAACGCACAUGGCACUACAAACGACGAGACUGGUAA